AUGGAUUCGCUAAAAGCUGCUGUCGACUACUCUAAGAGACUUGAAAUGUCACAAAGCAUGUAUUCGAGUAGAUCAAGCGCUAAACAGACGUCUUCGUCAACCAGAAACAGUCAUAAGAAGAAUAAUAGCACAAAAGAAAAGGAACCUACCCAAAUCACCGCUAGCAAUUGCAAGAAUAAAAUCGAAGAGUACAAAAGAGCCUUCAACUUUUUCGAUGCCAACAACGACGGACGUAUCACAAUCGACGAGCUUGAGAAGGCCAUGCAAAAGUGCGGCCAAAGACCAACCAAGCUGGAGUUGCGUCUUAUAAUGUACCACGGAGACAAUGAUCAAAACGGCGUCAUCACUUUCGACGAAUUUGCCCAUUUAAUGAACGGCACCUCUUCCAUGAACCAAUACACUUAUGAUCAGCUCCGCGAACAAUUUGAUAUGUUUGAUAAGGACAAGGAUGGGUUCAUUGAAAAGAUGGAAAUGCUCUCAAUUGUCCGUGAGCUGUCUCUUCAAGCCUCUUUCCCCCGCCAGGUAGUCGAACAGCUUUUCAACGAAGCCGACAUUGAUGGAGAUGGAAAAAUCUCUUUCGAAGAAUUUGUCCUGGCUGUCAACUAA
This is a messenger RNA of Caenorhabditis briggsae, 606 nucleotides long. Bases 1 to 606 code for a protein of 201 amino acids. The transcript has 7 exons. The record is from RefSeq and is a predicted model, not a curated record. Gene Ontology annotation, molecular function: calcium ion binding; enzyme regulator activity. Lineage: Eukaryota; Metazoa; Nematoda; Chromadorea; Rhabditida; Rhabditidae.